AUGCGUGCGAUAAAAGAACUGGUGGAGAGUAAGGACCCGGAAUUGGAAAAGAAGGUCAGAGCAAUGGAUGCCUACCUCGGACAGCACACACAUGAUUUCCACGUGCGGGAAAAUUGCCCGUGGAUGGACGAACGACUCGUCAUCCCCAUACCACUCAGAAAGGCUGUGGUCAAUCGUAUACAUGCGUUUCACCAUGGGCGCUCGAAUAUGUUCGAUGCUGCGAGGGAUGUCUGGUUUCCCUAUCUCCACCGGAGUUUAGUUGCAGCUGCGGAUGGGUGCAAGGAAUGCACGGAUGCAGAUUCUACUGACCCAAAAAAUCAGAAGAUUCCCCAACCCAUGGCAACGGAUUGGGAGGAACGAUCCGACGUUGAGUUUGAUGUUGAUCACAUGAACCACCCUAGACGGCUGGCACAGAAUCAACUAGUUUCGGCGGGGGAUGGAACACCAAUGGUUGGCGGGAAACAGGCCUUGGGGGGCAAGUCCAAACAGCCAAGUAAACGGACCGAGCUUUUGUUCCAACGACUUAAGGACAGCAAUAAAAGCGGAGGAGGCAGACUCGGAUUCGGAGUAAGAGCCGAUAACAGUUUCAAAAUAUGCAGAAACCCAACAACAGCACCCGAUCGGAACGUGGAAGCGAAUGCACCAAAAGUGCCUAAAGAUGUAGAAAACAUAGCGGGAAAAGCCAACUUAUCUGAAGGAAGCGGAAUUCCAACAUCCAAGGGGGUGGACACGGAGGUCCAAACCAUGAGCACCGAACAAGGGGGAAGUGCCCCGAAUUUGAAGUUAUUUGUGGGUGGGAUUAGACCUGCUAAAGACACGGUAAAGACUCGAGUCAAACCUCUAACCCAAGCUCAGGAAUCUCUGAAGGAUCAAGUUAAGGCUCAUUACCAGCUCAACUUACCACAUCCUACGAAUGAGCGACUAGAAAGCUUUUGCUUUGAUUCACAAGGGGUGGUUUUCAGUGACCGAUUUACGGCGUUCAACCCAAUCGCAAAAGACUACUCGAACCAAAUUGGACCAUACACGGUUUGCACCUGGGAUGUUUUUCUUAAAGAACCUGGCAAUAAGCUGGACCCCUUAAAAGCGGAGUACUUUCCAAUGUACGAAUUUCAAAAUGGCUGUGCUAUUCUACCCCUCUCAUCUUCACAGAAACCAAAUGAACCCAAGUUGAUGAAGUAUGUACAGUCAGGUUUCUACACGCCUUUCCCAGAUCCAUACGACGAUCAGUGUAUCAGCUUUCUGGGACUAGUAGAAGUUUCUCCUGGCGUCAAUUGGAAUGCGUAUCAGAUUAUGUCUGGUCUGUAUAACUGGUGUGGAAUCCCGUGGCUGUUUGAGGCAUCCAUUGUUUUGAGCGAAAGAGAAAUCAAAAGAUCUCGCGUUUGGACGGAAUAUGCAAAACAGCUGGCAAAUCACACCCAUGAGAGCAAAUAUGGGUUUAAGUGGCUGUACGACAAGUACAACUCGCCCCAAUUUGAUUGGUUUCAAACGCUAAUUCCGAACAGCAGCCUAGAACAAGGGGAGACUGCUGCGUUCUGGAAGUUAUGCAUGUCGAGCGAAGAUGUCCAGGCUACCGCGCUCUGGAACCUACAGGAGGAACUAGACCGACCGAUAAAAAAUAACCGCUACGAGCAUUUUAAGGUUCUGAAGUAUAUUGCACUCCAUAUCGACCAGCUUCUGGAAAUGCUUCCAGCUAUAAAGACAGCCGGUGGCGUUUCCUCUCUGCAGAAGUGUGGUGAUGCCUAUCAGAUAGUGGGACUUUUCUUCUAUGGGUUGAGCUGUUGCCCAGCAGAGGGAGAAGGUCGACGGUUUGCUCUGCCGAGUGUGGGCAGAAAUGUGGCUUGGGUUAACUUCCGGAAUGAGAUGCGUCGUAUUCAAAUAGAGAAGAUGCAAAAAGCAGCCCCUAAACGAUAAUCAGCCGCAGAACAACAAUUUGCCGCAGAACAUCAACCCACAGCAGCACAAAAAUCAGCAGUCUAACAACAAGCAGCAGCACAAAUGAGGAUAAAAAGCAAAACAUAGAAAAAAAAACAAAGAAUAAGCCAAAUCAUACGGGACUUUCCAGGAACAACUGAAACAAAUUUUUGUACUCUUAUUUUAUGAUAUUACAUGCAACAACAAAACUUCUAGUA
This is a messenger RNA of Symsagittifera roscoffensis, 2129 nucleotides long. RefSeq lists its product as uncharacterized. The record is from RefSeq and is a predicted model, not a curated record. Bases 1 to 1911 code for a protein of 636 amino acids. The transcript is spliced from 9 exons. Lineage: Eukaryota; Metazoa; Xenacoelomorpha; Acoela; Convolutidae.